AUGGCAGGGAGGCGGCCGCUGGGCACCCGCGCCCUCUCCCUGCUGCGGUGGCUGGGGGUGCUGCUGCUGCCGCUGCUCCAGGCCGGGCAGGGCUGCCCGGGUCACUGCUACUGCUUCGCCACGCCGGAGCUGGACCAGUGCACCUACGUGCGCCUGCAGGAGCCGCCGCGGGACCUGCCCCGCGGGGUGCGCAACCUCACCAUCGCGGGCGGCAACCUGACGGUGCUGCGCCGGGCCGCCUUCGCCGGCAACGCGAGCCGGCCGCUGGGCGACCUGAGCCUGCUGCUGCUGCCCCGCGACAACAUCCAGGCCAUCGAGGAUCGCGCCUUCCAGGGGCUGCCCGGCCUGGCGGCGCUGGACCUCAGCCACAACCCGCUGCGCGCCCUGGCCGGCGGCGCCUUCCGCGGCUGCCCGCGGCUGCGCACCCUCAAGCUCAACCAGGCGCUGUUGCUGCUGGGCGAGGCGCCCGAGGAGCCGCUGGCCGGCGCCCUGCGCAACCUGAGCCUGCGGCGGCUGGAGCUGGCGGGCAAUGGGCUGCGGGCGCUGCCGGGCGCCGCGCUGCCGGAGGGGCUGGAGGAGCUGGAUCUGCGGAACAACUCGCUGCAGGGGCUGAGCCCCGAGGAGCUGGCCUGGUUGGACUCAGCCCCGCUGGGCAGACUCCAGGUCUACCUGGGCUCCAACCCGCUGCGCUGCGACUGCGCCCUACGCCCGCUGCUGGGCUGGAUGCGCAACGCCAGUUGGAGGGUGCCCGACGCGCGCAGCCUGCGCUGCGCCGCCCCGCGGGAGCUGAGCGGCUCGCCUGUGCUGCGCCUCCGCCUGGAGCAGCUGGGAUGCGGGGCCGGCUGGGAGCCGCGGCCCGAGGAGGCCGGCGAGCAGAAGGAACUGGAGACCGCCUCCUACGUGUUCUUCGGCAUUGUGCUGGCGCUGAUCGGGGUCAUCUUCCUCAUGGUGCUGUACCUCAACCGCAGGGGCAUCAAGCGCUGGCUCAACAACCUGCGGGAGGCCUGCCGGGACCAGAUGGAGGGCUACCACUACCGCUACGAGCAGGACACCGACCCGCGCCGGGCCAGCACCAGCCCCUCGGGGCUCUGA
Emys orbicularis (European pond turtle) is the source of this 1092-nucleotide messenger RNA. It is a transcript of the gene TPBGL, whose product is annotated as trophoblast glycoprotein like. Gene Ontology annotation, molecular function: protein binding. The record is from RefSeq and is a predicted model, not a curated record. Lineage: Eukaryota; Metazoa; Chordata; Testudines; Emydidae. The transcript has a single exon. Gene Ontology annotation, biological process: negative regulation of canonical Wnt signaling pathway. The coding region runs from base 1 to 1092 and encodes 363 amino acids. Gene Ontology annotation, cellular component: plasma membrane.